GCUCUCUUUUUUCUCACGUCUUCUCUUUAAACGAAAGCCCAGACAGAUCAGAUCUUGUUCUUCAUUUUCCGCUCUCAGAUUGGGAUUACCGCCGAGUCCAUGAGCACGCCAGUAAUUUCGGGGGGAACGAACCCCUUCUCUGGCUUCAGUCGGUUAUGCAAAGGCCUUGCGGUUGUGCUGGUUGGUACUCACAUUACCGUUCAAUUUUUCCCUUCAGCUGUUACCUAUCUUGCCCUUAUUCCCGCUAGGACAAUCCCAUUUGCCUGGAAUCUCAUUACAGCUGGUUAUGUUGAACAAUCUGUAUACGGGGUAGUGGUCAGCACUUUCAGUCUUUUGUUUAUUGGGAAGCUGCUUGAACCAAUAUGGGGUUCCAGGGAAUUCUUUAAGUUCAUCUUUGUGGUUAAUUUUCUAACUUCAGUCUGUGUAUUCAUCACUGCUAUUGCCUUAUACUACAUUACAAGGCUGGAGAAUUACCUUUACAUGCCACUUUCUGGAUUUCAUGGAGUUAUAUGUGGUUUCUUGGUUGGCGUAAAGCAAAUUAUACCAGAUCAAGAACUUCCUUUCAUCAAAAUAAAAACAAUGUGGUUGCCAUCUAUCACUUUAUUGCUUGCCAUUGCUAUUAGCUUUUGGACACUAGUGGCUACAACAUAUCUUCCAACCAUUAUAUCUGGCACAUAUAUAAGCUGGAUUUACCUUAGAUACUGGCAAAGGAAACCAGAAACAAAACUUAGGGGUGACCCAAGUGAGGAUUUUGCUUUCUCCACAUUUUUCCCAGAAUUCUUAAGACCGGGAAUAGACCCUAUUGCAUCAAUAUUUCACCGGAUGUUCUGUGGAAGAUCUGAUGCUUCUAAUGAUGGUCAAGAUUACACUCUGGAAAGUGAGCCUUUACCAGGUUCAGACUCAAUUGAGGCAUCUAGGAGACGAGAAAGAGGUGCUCGAGCGCUGGAAGAAAGGUUGGCUGCGGAGAGGUUGGCUGCUACACGGAGUGCACGGGAAUCACAAAAGGAUGCUGCGGAAAAUGUAUGAUUCCCCAGCUUUUGUAAAUUCGGCUCAGUUCAGCCAGUAUGAAACUAUUAGGAAUGACAUUUGCAAGGGUCGUGCAGUGAUCAGAAAAUUUUGUCUUGGUCAAGGAAGAUUAAUUUUAAUGUGCAUUUUGCCUUGGACUGUGAUCCUUACAAAACCAAAGCUUUCUCUUUCUUUUGUCAUAUAAAUAUAAUUGAUUUGCCUGUGUACU
Messenger RNA from Abrus precatorius (Indian licorice), 1234 nucleotides. Its product is annotated as rhomboid-like protein 19. The record is from RefSeq and is a predicted model, not a curated record. Gene Ontology annotation, cellular component: Golgi apparatus; membrane. Gene Ontology annotation, biological process: retrograde vesicle-mediated transport, Golgi to endoplasmic reticulum. The transcript is spliced from 8 exons. Lineage: Eukaryota; Viridiplantae; Streptophyta; Magnoliopsida; Fabales; Fabaceae. Bases 100 to 1026 code for a protein of 308 amino acids.